CGAAUCAGUCAUCUCGUGUGCGUUACUCGAACAACUUCUAUGGUUUAGCGGUUCGGAUUUUAUUCAAGGAGCAAAACAAAACAAAAAACCCAAAGACGGCAAAAAAUUAAAAAAAAAUAUUAAAGCAAAAUCAUCACCAGAAAGCAGACAUAGUUUGAAACUGAAAUUUUAAUUAAAAUGCUGCCUCGUUCAGCUACACUCUGCUGCUUGUGGCUAAUCAUCGGGCUGACACUUGUUCGCGGAUGCACUAGAGCUCCAACACAUCUACCACAUGGCAGACGGACACGAGGUGAUAAUGGAUACAAACUAAUUGUGGCUGAUGGCCCCAAUGGCUAUGUGCCUGGAAAAGCCUACAACAUUCUUCUGCUGGGAUCACGUACUCAUACAAAAGUUCAACAUUUUACCCAUUUCUCUAUCACUGCCGAGGCACAUAUCGGAGGAAGACGUCCCAUACCAGCAAAUCCUCAACGUGUUGGUCGUUUCCAAUUGUUUAGUGACUCCUUGACCAAAUUCAGUGAUCGUUGUGUCAACACCGUAGCAGAAGCUGAUGAUUUGCCAAAGACUGAAAUUCAAGUAAUGUGGGUAGCUCCAGAAGCUGGUUCGGGAUGUGUAGCGCUGUCAGCUAUGGUCUAUGAAGGCCCCAGAGCAUGGUAUUCCGAUGAUGGUCAACUAACGCAAAUUAUAUGUGAGAAGAAACCCGAUCAUACCACUGUGCAAAAGGAAUGUUGUGCUUGCGAUGAGGCCAAGUAUAGCUUCAUUUUCGAAGGCAUUUGGUCCAACGAAACCCAUCCCAAAGAUUACCCCUUUGCUGUUUGGCUUACACAUUUCUCCGAUAUUAUUGGUGCCUCUCACGAGACUAACUUCUCCUUUUGGGGUGAAAAUCACAUAUCUACCGAUGGUUUCAAGUCUUUGGCUGAAUUUGGCUCACCCACUGCUUUGGAAACUGAACUGAGAGCAAAGGGUCCCAAAUUACGUACUCUCAUCAAGGCAGCAGGUCUUUGGUAUCCCAAUGUUAAUACAAAUACUUCAUCGACUUUCCGUGUAGACCGUAGGCAUAACAAAGUGUCGAUGGUCUCAAUGUUUGGCCCUUCGCCCGAUUGGGUUGUGGGCAUCAGUGGCGUGGAUUUAUGUACAUCCGAUUGCUCCUGGAAGGAGUCUAUGGAUUUCGAUUUGUAUCCAUGGGAUGCUGGCACCGACAGCGGUAUCACUUAUAUGUCACCCAAUUUGGAAACUCAACCCAGAGAACGCAUGCAUCGCAUAACGGCCAUGUACCCAGAAGAUCCUCGAGCACCAUUUUAUAAUCCUCAAACUAAGGAAAUUACACCUCUGGCAAAAUUGUAUAUAAGGCGUGAGAAAAUUAUUUCCCGUAGCUGUGAUGAUGAGUUUUUGCAAGCCUUGCAGUUAGAGGUUUCUGAUGACUCCGAAGACCAAGAUACACGAGUUGAAUGUGCCGUCACCGAAUAUUCCCCCUGGGCACCCUGCUCUGUGACCUGUGGCAAAGGAAUUCGCAUGAGAACUCGUCAAUAUGUGAAUCCCGAGAAAGCCGAAAUGUACAAAUGCUCCAAACAGUUAAUAUCCAAAGAGAUGUGUGUGUCUCCCAUUCCGGAAUGCAGUUCUGAACAAGAUGAAGAUGAUGAGGGUGAAAAUUUGGCCAAUUCAGCUUCUUUGGUCAACGAAAAUGGCGAUGGUGCAGGUAUUUGCCAAACAACUCCUUGGAGUCCCUGGUCAGAGUGUUCUGCCUCCUGUGGCAUUGGCAUUACCAUGCGUACUCGCACUUUUAUUAAUCACUUGGGCCGCAAACGUUGUCCCCACAUCACCAUUGUUGAAAAACAGAAAUGUAUGAGACCCGAUUGUACUUUCGAACAAGUCGAAUUACCCGAUCCCAUGUGUCCCACCACUCAAUGGAGCGAUUGGAGUCCCUGCUCUGCCACCUGCGGCAAAGGAGUAACAAUACGAACCCGCGUCUUACUAUUGGAGGAGGGAACGGUUAAGGAAGAAUGUACCAGGCGCAUGGAAUUGAAUCAACAAAAAGAAUGCUCGGUGUCCCAAGAUUGCAAUAUUAACUAUGAAAUGGCCAAGGAAAUCUGCGCCAGCCGUUUGGAUGGAGGUCCUUGCCGCGGCAAUUACAUGCGCUAUGGCUACAACAAGGAUACUGGACAUUGCGAAUCAUUCACCUAUGGCGGCUGCCGAGGCAAUCGCAAUAAUUUCUUAACCGAAAAUGAUUGCAUGAACACCUGCAGUCUCAUGGUCUCGCCCCAGGCCAGCCAAAUAACCACGUCUAGGCCAGCACCCAUAAUAAAUGUGCCUUCAUAUCGCCCUUACAGCAUGGCCAACGAUGAUUCUGUGCCAGAGGGAUGCAUUAUGUCCGACUGGUCAAAUUGGUCCGAGUGCAGUGUACGUUGUGGUCUAGGUUAUUCAGAACGUUAUCGUUAUGUAAUUUCAGAGCCUAGAAAUGGUGGUCAGCCAUGCCCUAAGCGUACGGUCAAGAAACGUCGUUGCACCAUGACCGAUUGUUAAGUGGGUUGGUUACGUGUUCAAGUAGAGAAUGAGAAGAUUCACUCUCUCUCUCUCUCUUAAAAAAAGAUAUAUUAAGAAAAGUUAUAUUGUUAAUAUAUACACUUUGUAAUUUGUAAUUGCAAAGAAUAAAGCUUAAGAAAGUGUUGACAAAAUUGCCAGCAAAUUUCUAUAACAA
Stomoxys calcitrans (stable fly) is the source of this 2692-nucleotide messenger RNA. It is a transcript of the gene fat-spondin, whose product is annotated as spondin-1. The record is from RefSeq and is a predicted model, not a curated record. The coding region runs from base 178 to 2517 and encodes 779 amino acids. Lineage: Eukaryota; Metazoa; Arthropoda; Insecta; Diptera; Muscidae. Gene Ontology annotation, molecular function: serine-type endopeptidase inhibitor activity. Gene Ontology annotation, cellular component: extracellular matrix. The transcript has 7 exons. Gene Ontology annotation, biological process: cell adhesion.